AUGGCUACGCCUGGCCAUCUACCCAUCAAAUAUGACGACGAUGCCGCGUUCGACCUCCCGGAGCUGGCAGCUCAUCUAGUCCUUGAAGAUGACACCAGGUUCUUGACUGCUGGAGAUACAUCUGUUGGAGAGGUGUUUGCGGUGAAGUUCUGUCCAUAUCAACCCAUGGACGCGGAUCCUGUCUUCGCCGCCGUCAGCAAAAAACACGUCGCCAUAUGUAAACUAUGGAAAGACUACAAUUCUGGUACCAGCGUUUUCAAAACGAUCAAGCUCAUAAGAGAUGAUGAUGAUGGCGUAUCCAACUGCUGUUGCACAUGGACUCGGGACCCAAUCACCGGCGUGCCAUACAUCUGUGUCGCCGGGUUUGACGGCAUUGUCAAGGUGUAUGACAUUAUCCAAGAAAAGCUUGUCGAGAGCUUCACCGGGCAUGGAGGAGGUAUUAAUGACUUGGCAACUUCGCCAGUUGAUCCCGCGAUAAUUGCGUCAGCAUCAGAUGACACUACAGUACGAAUCUGGACUCUGGAUCCAAAGCACAGAGAGCAGCCAUGUCUUUGCAUCUUAGGCGGGGAGGGCCAUAUUGCCGAAGUUCUCACAGCGGCUUUCCACGAUAACGGGACCUUCCUCCUAACCGGCGGCCAUGACCAUCGAAUCAAUCUGUGGACGCUGCCAGAACUUCCCACCGAGUGUCGAGAAGCACCAAUCCAGGUGCAUUAUCCCCACUUCUCAACCUCUGCAGUUCACGGAGGCAUCGUCGACUGUGUUGCAUUUUACGGAGACUAUAUCUUAUCAAAGGCGCAUCAAGAUAAUAUCAUUGUCCUUUGGGAGAUUCUAGGCUUCUCCUCUGAGGAUCCUCCACCAGCAGAGAGCAUUGCACCUCUGCCACAAAUUCCUCGACCCCACGACCAUCCAGCCACACAGUUUACACGCUCUGCCUUUGUGCCUACAGUCUCAUCCGAGUGCCCGCUUCAGUAUGAUCGGCGAAUGCAAUUCCAUACACCAAAGUGUGGUGAGAUGUUCUUUUUGCGUUUCCAGUUACACCUGCAGCCUGAUCAGCACCCCAUCCUAGUCUUUGCCAAUCCGGCUGGCGAGAUAUUCAUGUGGGAUCUGGAGAGAAUCCGGGCAUACAAUGAUAUCAUGGCUCGUAUAAACGACCCAAAUCGCAGCAAGAAUGAGCCGGUCCGCCUCCCCAAGUGGCUGGGGCGGAUUCGUGCUCCAAACAAUGGCAAGCCAGUGAGCAGUGGCAAAGGAUCUCAGAGAGGGAGCCAGACGCCGGAAAUCGACAGCAACAGAAUUGUGUACGAUAUAUCCGACAUCAAUCCCCGGAAUAUUACAGAUUGGCAGGCGAGGUACUCCGUCACAGACAGAGAUCAUGCCCUAGAGCCCCAUAGCCGAACGGAAGUUGACAUACGCGGCGGGGAUUUCAACUCUGGCAAGGGACAGAAAGGUGGCCCUCGGAGGUACAGAGUUGUGAAAGAUCCACUGGUCGGCCGACAGGCAUCAUGGAGCCCGGGGGGCGAAUGGUGUGUGGUUGUUGGGAGUCAGAAUAUGAUACUCGUGUUGAGGCGCUGGAAGAAAAUGUAA
This is a messenger RNA of Clonostachys rhizophaga, 1581 nucleotides long. Lineage: Eukaryota; Fungi; Ascomycota; Sordariomycetes; Hypocreales; Bionectriaceae. The record is from the annotation of a GenBank genome assembly.